GUAUCAUCUUAGCUAAGAAUGUCUUACACUCUCAACAUGGAUGUAACCAUUGCCCACAAUUCCUCGUACUUUUCUCUCCCAUCGUAAGCAGAGGGACCGACUUGACUGCAUACAACCACUGCCGUGAGUUUCCCCCUCACACCCAUCCAUCAACCAUGUCUUGGUCUGUGAAGCCCCCAACCGGAGCGGAUGCCUUGAAUCCAAAUCCAGCCAGCUCUUCUACCGCCGCGAUGAUGGAGCAGCAACAGCGGCAGCGGCAGCAGCAGCAGCAGCAGCCUUCCAAUUCUAUAAUUACGGCCACUCCAGACACACCCUCCUCGGCCACCUCCAGCCAUCCGAGCUUGCAAUUGGGCCAUUCGCCGAUAACCUCCACCACCACCACCACCACAUCCACCACGACAACCUCACCCACCGAGGAACAUCCAGGAGGCGAACGCCAGCAAAGCAUCUCGUCGUCGAACAACUCCACCUCGGCCGCGGGCUCUGCUUCUGCCUCUGCCUCUGGCUCUGGCUCUUCUUCUUCGGCCGCAGCCUCCUCUGCCUCUGCCUCUGCCGCGGAGCAGAACAAGGAGCGUAUCACCGUGCCCUCAGCGUGCGUGCAGUGUCGCUCCAAGCAUCUAAAGUGCGAUGGCCUGAGUCCGUGUACACGAUGUUCCGCAAACAGCUUUGAGUGCAUCUACGUCAAGAGUCGUCGAGGCUUCAAGGGCCCUCGAAAGAAUGGGGUUCAGGGCAAAAUCCCCGCAGCUGCUCCAGGCGGCGUAGGCGUAGGUGCAGCUUCGAGCUGUCCCAUGGUCAACCCCAACGCUGGAAGAGGUCCCCAUGGCCAUGUUGCAACCGGCCUGGCCACACCCCCAGACCAUCGACCACAAACCAAUCCCAUUGAUCCUCCUCUUUUGUAUGAUGCUAGCCACCAGGAGCUCGCGUCGUCGUCGGCAUUGGACAUUCGAGAAAAAUGUAUCGAGGCAUUCUUCUACCAUUUCCAUGCGGCUCACCCUUUUAUUCUUCCUCGAACCCAGUUCAUGAUUUUGAGAAAUGAGCGGCCGAUGGAAUGUCUCCUGGCGGCCAUGCGUUAUGUUGGCUCCUUCUACAUCUCACAGGCACCAACCACCGCAUUGGGAUUGGAAGCCGAACGUGCUAUAUACCAUGCCGAUUGUCCCAAAGACGCCGUGAGAGUUCAGGCCAUGUUGACCCUUACCAUUGGACUCGAUGGGUACACCUUCCAGGAAAAGGCGUUGCAGAUUCUACUAGAUGCACAGGACUUGGCUGUAGAAAUCGGGAUGAACAAGCGCGAUUUUGCCUUUCUCAACAGCAAUGGUUCACAUAUGCUUGAAGAGAGUUGGCGGCGAACUUGGUGGGAAUUAUAUAUAGUUGAUGGGAUGAUUGCGGGAGUCCAUCAGAAGAGUGAUUUCCGCAUGAAGGACAUGCCCGCGGAUGUCUUGCUCCCAUGUGAAGAGAAGGAGUAUUCCUCGGGGGUAUGAAUGAUAUCUAUAUUCUUGACUACAUCGCUGACCAGUAUAGUUCAUUCCGCCAUCUCGCUCACUCGAGGACUUUGAUGACCAAUCUUUCGAUUCGAAAGAGCUUGCAUUUUCAUCCUUCACCUAUAGAAUUGCCGCGAUGAGAAAUCUUGGUCGAGUCCUAUCAUCUCGACCAAGUCCAACAGCAUUGCCAGAUAGAGAAUCAGUUCUGAGAGUGGACAACCAUCUUGUAGCUUGGAGACUGCAUCUACCCGACAACAAGAAGGCAUUUAUCAGCAAUGAAGGUAUUUUGGAUGAGAUGCUCUUCCAAGCACACAUGAUCACCGAAGCGUAAGUUCUAUAUAAUAUGAAAUGCAAUAUAGCAUACUCACUCCCAAAACAGAACCACAGUCGUCCUCCACCGAGAACACUCCGAGCUCGACUCCAGCGUAGCCAAAAACGUAACCUCCUGCGCCCCCCACAAACCCAUCAUCCCGGGAGAAAGCUACAACAUCCACGCCGCAAAAAUGGUCCAAGCCGCGCAAGACAUCUCCAAACUCAUCUCUCUACCCGUUCCCCUGGUCAAACAUACGCACUUCUUCACCUGCGUCGUAACCCUCGGAUCCAUCGUGCAUCUCUCCAUCUGGUCCGCUCUGAUGCCGUACAUGCAAGACGACGACUUGAAGCAGCAACUCCGUCUCAACACCGGCGCGCUCAAGACGUUGUGGCAGGUCUGGCCGUCUGCUGGGAAGGCAUUCGGACAGGUGAAGGGGGUUGCACAGGAGAUCUUUUCGGCCAAGAAGUUGGUGGUGGAGAGUGGGUAUUGGGUUAACUUCCCGCAGGAGGAUGUGAUGAGGGUGAUGAUUGAGGAUCAGAGUAUUAUGGAGGAAUUGCAGCUUCUUGAGUAAUUUCAUUUGGAUUCAAAGGGAACGGAAAGAAAGAAAUGGGAUUUAAUGAGAUCUAUGAGCUUGGAAUGAGGGAAUUGGGAUGGCUUUUCCUGUUUCUUUUUUUUUGAAUUGUUUGGAUAGGAAAGGGAUUUGAUACGAAAUCUUGAAAAAACCAACAAACAGAAUAACGAAAUCCAUGAAUGUAUUCUUUAUUACCUCUUCACCC
Molecule: messenger RNA, 2567 nt
Organism: Hymenoscyphus albidus
Lineage: Eukaryota; Fungi; Ascomycota; Leotiomycetes; Helotiales; Helotiaceae
Source: the annotation of a GenBank genome assembly